Messenger RNA from Leptopilina heterotoma, 1136 nucleotides. RefSeq lists its product as uncharacterized. The transcript has 2 exons. The record is from RefSeq and is a predicted model, not a curated record. NCBI's taxonomy places the organism in Eukaryota, Metazoa, Arthropoda, Insecta, Hymenoptera, Figitidae. Bases 51 to 401 code for a protein of 116 amino acids.
AAAUAGUUGCUUUAAAGGAAGUAAAAAAAUGAUUUGACUCAAGAUACCAAAUGACUCAAGUGCAUCCAGAUUUGAAUGAUGCAAAAACUUGUUCAAAAGAUUUAUUUGAUAAAAUUGACAGAAACGAAAGUUGCAUUAAUUUGCCUAAGUCGUGGAAUAAAAUAAAUAUUGUUUGGCGUAGUCAACGAGGAAUUGUAUUUCUUGAUCGCAUUGGAAUAAAAGGUGAAAACGGCCGUAUUGACUCGGUCUCCACAAAGGAAGUAACCAUUGAUGAAGAAAUGACACUUUUAAUAAAAAUCCAUGGUAAAGUGUUGAAUCAUACUGACCUUAAUAUUGAAAACGAAGAAAUUCAUUCAACAGAAGAAUUAGAAGCAAUAAUUCAAGUUAUUCAUGAUCUUUGAAUAUGACAUUGUCCUGAUAUUAAAAUAAAUAAAAGCGAUGCCAGUGAUCUAAAUACUAUAUUGCUUAUAGAGAUUUUAUGGAUGUUGUGCGCAAAAAGACUGUUAAUUUUAAAAAAGGACCAAGAAAGAAGUCAGUGUAACUAGUUAAGUAACGAUUAAACAUGAAACCUAUUCAACUUCGUACCAUUUGUUAAAUUUUUCAAAAACAAUUUUUUUCUAUUGAUCCCAUUAAAUGUCUAUAAUAUAUCAUAUGGGAAUAGAAACUAGAAAAGUGAAGCUUUAUCUUAUUUAUUUAUUUAUUUAUUCAUAAACGGGCAAAGUUUUUAGCAGAGCCCAGUCGUACAAAGUACUAAGAGUGUUACAAAAGAAAAUACAUUAAAUAGCCGCAUUGCCAACAUUAUCGUUACUAUUAUUGUGAUAAUACAAUUUUCUGCGCAACUGUGUAAGAAAGGAACUUAGUUGAACGCCAUAGAAAUCUAAAUCGUGACAGAAGUUAUUCGCCUCGCGACUUAAUUUAUGAACUACCGAAUUAUCUACAUAAUUGGUUCUGGCUAAUUUUAAUUUAAAUAAUGGAGCAUUUCUUGGUAAGCGUGAAGGUAUAUAAAAAUUAAAAAGACCUAAAAGGUCAGAACAAUUAACAAAACCAUUAAUGAUUUUUUUUUUUUUUUUUUUUUUUUAAUAUAAUUUUGAUAAAAAUUGACAGAGGGUGUUUUGAGUAAGAGUUUAACAUUUCAA